GUCCUGUCGCGUGUCGCUGAAUGAUGACGCAGUAUAUUUUGACUGUGUUUUGGUUGUUUAUUUGGCGCCGAGGCGCGAGCGCUGUCAAGUCAGUCGAGCUCUGCUACGGUGGUCUGUUUAUCUCACAGAUGCGCUUUCUCUUACAGCUAAUGGAAUCGACACACAAAUGCGUUGCUAAUGAAUGUGUUUCUGCAAUAUGAAGAAUGGAAGAAGACGAUGUGACGAUUAGAGAGCAGAAUUUCCACAGCCAAGUGCGCGAGUACAUUGUAUGCUUCCUCCUGUUUGCAGUGCUGUACAUUGUAUCGUACUGCGUCAUCUCACGCUACAAGAGAAAAAGCGAUGACCAGGAAGAUGAGGAUGCCAUCGUCAACAGAAUAUCUAUGUACCUGUGUACAUUCACACUGGCAGUGUCUGGAGGGGCUGUUCUUCUCUUACCAUUUUCUAUCAUCAGUAAUGAGAUCCUGCUCUCCCUGCCAAAAAACUACUACAUACAGUGGCUCAAUGGAUCACUCAUUCAUGGCCUGUGGAACCUGAUGUCCCUUUUUUCAAAUCUCUGUCUCUUUGUGCUGAUGCCUUUUGCCUACUUCUUCCUGGAGUCCGAGGGCUUCGCCGGUUCCAAAAAGGGCAUAAAGGCUCGAGUGCUGGAGACGUUUGUCAUGCUCUUUCUGCUGGGUCUCCUCAUCCUGGGCAUUGUAUGGGUGGCGUCCGCUCUCAUCGACAAUGAUGCCGCCAGCAUGGAAUCGCUCUAUGAUUUAUGGGAGUUUUAUCUGCCAUACCUCUACUCCUGCAUCUCUCUGAUGGGAGGCCUGUUGCUGCUUAUGUGUACUCCAGUAGGACUGUCACGCAUGUUCACAGUGAUGGGCCAAUUACUAGUCAAACCCACAAUUUUAGAGGAUCUGGAUGAGCAAAUUUAUUGUAUACAGCUGCAGGAAGAGGCCAUGGAGCGUAGACUCAAUGGUAUGAUGUCAAACUCUUAUUUCCAUGGAAACUCUCAGCUCCAUCUCUACAAAGAGCUGGACAACAUUCGCAAUCAGAGGAACAAACUCGAAAGGAGAAAGAAGGCCUCAGCCUGGGAAAAGAACCUCCUUUACCCCAUAGUGAUGCUGAUCCUGCUUGCUGGAACGGCGAUUUCUGUUCUACUGGUUGCCCUGAACAUUGUGUACUUGCUUGUUGAUGAGACGGCUUUGCCAAAGGGUUCAACGGAAGGAAAUAUUGGCAAUGCCUCCUUAUCCAAAUUUGGAGUUGCCCAGGCAGUUACUGAAAUCAUUCUCAUAUUUUAUCUGAUGGUCUCAUCCGUGGUUGGCUUCUAUAGCCUUCGCAUCUUUCAGGAGCUCACACCCAGAAAGGACGACACUACCAUGACAACGAUCAUUGGUUGCUGUGUAUCCAUUCUAGUGCUGAGCUCGGCCUUGCCUGUCAUGUCCCGAACACUUGGAAUAACAAGGUUUGAUCUCCUGGGUGAUUUUGGACGAUUUAAUUGGCUUGGAAAUUUUUACAUCGUACUUUCCUACAAUCUUCUGUUUGCUGUGGUAACCACAUUGUGUCUGGUCCGAAAAUUCACAUCUGCUGUGCGAGAGGAACUCCUCAAAGCCCUCGGUCUGGAUAAAUUAAAUCUGUCCAACAGUACGACAGAUGCAGAGUCGGGGAAACAUGCUGUCAACGGGCAUCAGAAAACUCAGUGAGAACAAAAUCGAGCCAUUCUCACACAAACUCAUGUGUAUGCAGUUGGCCUCUUCAUUUUAAGAGUACUGUGGUAUUUAGUCAGAGAGUGGAAGUGUUUAGUCUUUGAGAGGUCAACCUACAAUACAGUAGUGUAGUGUAAAUACCUCUGUACCUCACUCCAGAAUGCUUCCAGCUUCACAAAUGUUUCAUUCGGGUUAGAAGUGUUUGUUGAUCAGCUUGUAAAUGCUUUCAUUUCAAUUCUCUUAAGUGAAAGCAUGUUUUUUUUUUUUUUUUUUGCUGAUCUGCACGCCUAAAAGGCCUCCUGACUGCACCCUUCAGUGAGGGAUUAUUAUUAUUAUUUUGAUUUAUCUAUGAUUCUUUCUCUAGUUUGAUUAGGGGAAAUAUUAAGCUGUUUGCCAAGCUGAUCAUUUCACGUUUAAUGAAGGAUGCAUUAGUCUCAGUUAGGGCUUAUAAUUUUCCUCAUUUAUAGUUUGAUUGCAUUUCGUGCCCUCGAAGAUCAGUAUUUUGUAAAGUUAAAUAGACCUUGUUAAAAGAAAUGGGUUUAGUUUGCAUAAAAACAGCACACAAAUGACAUGUUUGUUAAUGACAAGAGAGGCACACACAAUAUUAUUACUAAUACUAGAAGCUACAUUCUCCAAAUGCAGAGUGGUCAAAUUGAACACUGGCAAAGAAAUUGUUGAAGUGAGUCUAACAGAACGUAGAUCUCAAUUUAAGUUAUAGAUGCUUUAAUGCCAAAUUAAAUGGUUCUUAUGCAAAUGGGGCACAUUACAAAUUCAGUUAAAAAAAAUCUACAAGCAAAACGCGAUGGCCAGUCACAAUGACAAAUACUAAUAGUAAGCAGCAGUCUAUAGCUGUCAAAUGUAUUGCUUGAAUUUUGAUGUGUACGUUUGUAAGGAAGUUUAGUAAUCAGAAAACUUGUUGUUCUUUGUCUGCCAUUGCAUAUGUUUACAUUCACUUGGUUAAAAUGUAGAUCAAUUAUUAUUUACAUGUUGAUCAUUAUAAAUGAGGAAGCAUUAUGAUUUUAGUUUCCUCAUGCUUUACUGUGACAAUUCAGGUUUGUUGGACGUGACAGAAUUAAGUAAUGGGAAUUGACGAGGAAACUCCCCGAAACAUGUGCCUUACUCACAAUAUUGGCAUAUACUGGGUAGUAUUACAAUAUUACAAAGAGUGGAGGAGCCUACCUGCCAAAUUUCUUCUUGCACUGCAACUGCUCUUGUUUUCAUUGGUAGGCAAGGUUCAGAUUAUGGGAGUCCCAUUAUUCGAGUCACUACCAACAACCAGCCUAAUAUGUUACUGUGUUUACUUGAACUGGUUGUGGCAGAUUGUGUUUUGGGAUGUUGCCCUCUGCCAGUCACUCUUCGCAAAAUCACCAAAAUGAUUUAACACGUGUAAUGAAGUGUAGUGUAUUGUAGUAGUGUACAAAAUUGAAAAGACAGCAGAGAAAUGCUGUUCUACUGUCGUAGGAGUAAACUGCACCAAAUAUAUGGGAGAAGAUGAGGCACAAUCUUGGGAUAUGCUUCCUGUCCCUGUGCUUAAAUCUGCUGCUGCUUCCUUCACAACAUUGGAUCCUAUACUAUGCUACAUGUACUACGCAAACCGACAGCAUACUUCCAAUAACAUACAUCCUUUUGACUUGGUUUUUACUGCAGAGCUUGUAAGGAUCUAUAUAUUUGCCUUAUUUCAACAUCACUAGCAAACAGCCUUCACAACAUCUAGUCUGUACCUCUGCAGCUGCUUUGCUUUCUGCAAAUGGCAGAUUAUCCAUGAAGAUAUCUGUAUGUUUUUCCACUCACUCUCAUGCUGGAUUUUAAGCCAGUUCAGUCUGUUCAGUCGAACAAAAUACCGGUCUACACAGAUCGGUGGCUAAACUCUUACAUUAUGUAGGAUCUUGAUUAUAAUGGCUGUGAAAACAGGACUGCAGCGCCACAUCAGUCUGAUUCACAUCUAUGAAAGCUUAUUGUGAAGUCCGAGCGGAGUCCGUUGUCAUUACGCGUGUAGAGCGCAGCACGACUCAUUGAAGGGUCUCUUUUGUAGCUAUGAAAUACAGUGUCAUAGAAGCUAUUUUGGUUUGUUUUUAUUUUUGUCUAAAUGUUACUGAUUAUACAGUUAAUGUUCAAUAUGUUAAGUAUAGUUUCCAAACAUUCCCAUUCUGAUGACAAAACCAAUAGGCUAAAAUAACAUCAAAUCAUGAUGUUUUGGCCAGUCCUGACAUUUAUCUUAAGGGUUUAUGUAAAAGCUGAACAGACAUUCUCUGUGCAGUCUUCAGUUUUCAUCUCUUUAACUAUGGCAAGCCUCAUAAUAAUGUAAAUGGUGUAUUUACAUGUAUAUACAGUAUAUUUCUUUGUUUUAUUUUUGUAGAAUGUAGAUAUGAAGUGGCCUUUGAGCCUCGUUCAUACUAUGCUAUCUGUGGAAAAGGCCAGACAGUUAGUCAUUCAGUUGUUAAUUAUACAAAACAAACAAAACAAAUCACCUCUGAUGCCUUAAACAGGCUUUCUAGGCUUUUUUGUUUUUGUCUCCUGUUGUCCAGUAUUUAGGAGACAAGUUAUGCAUGUGUGAGAUGUGCAAGUGAGUGAGACCGAUUAUUAGUUUGUGUACCUUUUUAUUGACUUAUUCACUGUGAAUCCCUCGUGUGAUUGUCAAUAACAUGGCGUACCAAAACGACAGGGCGUAUCUUUUCACUCGAACUGGCCAAAGUCAAAAGAAACUAUCAGGGCACUGAUACUGAAUAUUAAAGUUUGGGCAGAAAUCAUUUUAAGAAAUGGAUUGAGUCUGCAGAGGUCUAGGAUUCACAUGAGGGACACUGGAUUCAAAGCCUGUGGAAAGGACAUUUAAAAGUGGACACCUCAGUGGGUUCUGUGCUGUUGUGUGGUUUUCAUUGUCAUGGAUUUAAAUAUGUUGCAUGUAAAAUAUCUUUUUCUUCCUGUUGAUUUGCACAAGGAACAUUUUGUAAGAUGGUAUCUGGGGAAUAAGUGUAUUAUGUCAAUAGUUGUGUCACUGAAGUAAAUUUAUAAUGUUUUUUCUUUUUUUGUGUGUAUGUGUAUUAUACUUUAAUGUCACAACUUUUAUAAUGCCAGAGCAUCUUAUAUUGUUAUUACCUAUAUAAUACUACAUUCUUUAAUGCUAAAUUCUACUCUUUGGCUUUAAUCGAAUUGGUUUUCAAGGAAUAUUGCUGUUGCUUUAUGCAGGACAAGGUCAAGGACUGGUGUGUCAGUUUGUGUGUUGGGUUUCUCAAAAUAGAGACAUUUGCAGUGAUACACUAAAAAGAACUGAAAGAAAAAGAAUGCAGAUUCAUUCCAUAUUCUAUAAUCUGCUUGUCUGUACAAAAUUGGCACAAGAGUUACAAAAAAUGUAGUACAUCAAAGAUGCUGUGGUAUAACAGUUUAUUAGUCUGUUGAACUGUUGACAGCGUUUCACUAGAAAGUGUCCCGUCUACAUCAAAUAAACUCGUUCGUUCAUGAAUUCUAAUCUUCAGAUCCCAAGGGAAAGCUUAAUUCUAUUUCCAUUUUUUCCUGUUGCUUCUUUUACAUGUGUGAAUGUAUUUUCAGAAUGUUUUCUCUCUUGUGUUUGUAGAGUUUCAUUGCAUAUGUUUGUGAAGCAAAAUGUUCAGAUUGUCUUUAGUUUACUUUGUAUUUCAUUUCAGUUUACAAUAAAGUGACUUUUGACCAUU
Molecule: messenger RNA, 5350 nt
Organism: Carassius auratus (goldfish)
Lineage: Eukaryota; Metazoa; Chordata; Actinopteri; Cypriniformes; Cyprinidae
Product: limb region 1 protein homolog
Exons: 17
Coding region: 204-1682 (492 amino acids)
Biological process (GO): signal transduction
Cellular component (GO): plasma membrane
Molecular function (GO): transmembrane signaling receptor activity
Source: RefSeq, a predicted model, not a curated record